AUGCACAAUGAAUUGCUGCACCCCUGCUCCAAAGGUGGCUAUGGAGACGAAAGAGCAGACAUAGAAAAACGAAAACACCAGCUGAUCGUGAGUCUGAGCUGUGCGGACACCGACCUGGUGAACUACAAAGAGCUGGUGGACGGGAGGAACGCCUGGAAGCAGGAGGCUUGGGAGUCCUUGAGGAACGAGCCCCUGCUGUCAGAGGCAGAGGAGCCUUUCAACGAUCCAUCGCCCUCACCACGUGGGUUCCUGAUAGCUCGGAGUGGGGUUCGACUAACAACUCCUAGGGACAGAAUCAAGUCUCCUGGGGACAGGCUCAAGACCCCUGUAGAGAGGGUCAAGUCUCCUGGGGACAGGCCCAAGUCUCCUGGGGACAGGCUCAAGUCUCCUGGGGACAGGCCCAAGUCUCCUGGGGACAGGCCCAAGUCUCCUGGGGACAGGCUCAAGACCCCUGUAGACAGACUCAAGUCUCCUGGGGACAGGCUCAAGUCUCCUGGGGACAGGCUCAAGACCCCUGUAGACAGGCUCAAGUCUCCUGGGGACAGGCUCAAGACCCCUGUAGACAGGCUCAAGUCUCCUGGGGACAGCCUCACGUCUCCAGGGAGCAGUCCCAGCAGGCUGAGCUGCGGCUCCCGGUUUCUGGAAGUCCCCCCGACUGUGCUGAGCGAGGGCCGGCCGCUGAGCUAUGAAGACAUGGAGGAUAUCGGCAAGUGGAACAGGGAGAGGAGGCGCCGCUCUGAGAGCGAUGCUAACAGCUUGGUCUGGCGGGAGCAAUGCCGCCUGGUCCGGACAGGCAAUGCUGCCGUUGACAGCCACGCCCUGCCGUCGACUCUGGGGGGAGAGGAUGCAGAGGCGGUGGAUAGAUUCAGGAGGAGCUGCUUCAACGUUUACAUGGACACCGUGCAGCUGUGCCAGAGAAACAGUGUGCCGCUGUGCCAGAGAAACGCAAAAUGCAAAGUAUAA
Acipenser ruthenus (sterlet) is the source of this 963-nucleotide messenger RNA. RefSeq lists its product as uncharacterized. The transcript has 4 exons. Bases 1 to 963 code for a protein of 320 amino acids. The record is from RefSeq and is a predicted model, not a curated record. Lineage: Eukaryota; Metazoa; Chordata; Actinopteri; Acipenseriformes; Acipenseridae.